Molecule: messenger RNA, 2210 nt
Organism: Cydia pomonella (codling moth)
Lineage: Eukaryota; Metazoa; Arthropoda; Insecta; Lepidoptera; Tortricidae
Exons: 2
Coding region: 491-1336 (281 amino acids)
Source: RefSeq, a predicted model, not a curated record
AAUGAAAUAUAAAUCUUAAUUAAAUGAAUCAUAGUUCCUUUUGGUCUGUUUCGUUUGGUUUUAAAACAAAACAAAUUCAACUCUAUUUUCUAAUACCAUUGAUUCAAAUUCGAUUGCCAAUUUUCCUUGUAUGGUAGGCCGCUAGGUAUUGACAAUGGUCACACCUGUCAGUGAGGACAAACAAAGUCCUUAAUUUUAUUAAGAAAGCAUAAAAUUGUUGAACUAUCUAAAACCGCACCAUUUCCAAUGUCGAUACCUUUUACUAUUUAUUUACGAGUCAGUCGAAAGACUCGAAAGUAAUCACGCGGCCGAACAAUGAUCUCGAUCAAUUUUUGCUCUUUUACCUUUUUUGACGGUUUUUCUUACUUUUUGUAGCCAGUAGCCAGUAUAAAAUAAAUUGGACAGUGCAGUCUAAGCAUCAGUUGAAUGGCGCCAUUCAACGAUAUGACUACACACCUUUAGAGCAAUAUAGAAGUGGUUCAGUGACAAAAUGUUCGUGAAAAGUGUUCUUGUGCCUGUUAUCGUGUGUGUGCAUUUAUCGAAAGCUGUUAUAGAUGGAUCCGAAUCGAAUACUAUAUCCGAACCGCCGAAGAAUGUCUCGGAAAGAGCGGGAAGAUUUCUGCAUAAAGACUGCAAUAGCAGCCUAAGUGCUAAAUGCUUGAAGAUUCAUGUGUUAUCCUUUAUAGAAGAUCUUAGCUCUCGCGAUGAGCUUUCUCUUCUACCAGGGUUAAGCAUUGUGAAGGAAAAUAAAACAGUAAACUCAUCAAGUCCUGAGGAACUAGCGGCAGAACUGUCGAGGCAGUUCCCUGGGAAGCCUGAAGAGAAACUGAACAGGUUCUUGCUGCAUCGUCUCCAAGACUAUUUGGAUGGACAUUCAUUGAAGUAUAGGUUGUUGGAUCCGAAGACUUCUGAAGAAGCUAUGAGUAUGGCUAAAGGGGAUUCGGCUUCAGUUGGGAGGAAAAGCGGUGGUGGCGGGGGCGGGCUCGGCGGCGGCGGCAAAGGUGGCGGCGGCGGGUUGCUGGCAGCCGCUAUGAUGAUGAAAGGAGCUUUAGCGGCAGCAGCCCUCGGCGCCCUAGCCCUACUAGCAGGCAAAGCUCUCAUGGCUGCCCUAAUGUCCCUCCUCCUAUCAGCCCUAGUAGGCCUCAAGGGUCACGGCGGAGGAGGCAAGACUACCUACGAGAUCCACGCGAAACCAGAGGUCUCCCAUCAUCACUCGCACAGUCACGAGGAACAUCACGAACAUGAACAUGGACAUCAUGGCGGGUACAGGAGGGCUUAUGAACCUGAUGCGUAUAGCAGCUAUAUGCCCUAUGGGACUUCGAGCGCUAGCUCAUAGAUCUAGUACACUCGUAACUUUUGUAAUUGGUUAAAGUCAAAUACAGAUCUAGGUUUUUGGACUUUCAACAUAAUUAUACGAGUAUGUUGAAAAAUCAAUAUUUAUAUUCAGUGUCGGGGCAACACCAAAAUUUGGUGUGGGCAAGGUACUUUUACCGAGGCCCUCUGGUGGCGCAAGAAAUAACGAAUUCCUCCGAGUCCUCGCCUCCGAGUUUACGUAUUUGAGGCGCGAGGCCUCUCGGACCGCGAGGCCGUAGGCCACGUCGCCCACGCCUAGCGCCGCCUCUGUUUAUAUUGAUUUCGAAAUACGAUUUCGUCGAAAGGCGUAUUGGAAAUUGGUACUUGACUGUGUUUGGUUUUAAUGCAAGCCAAAUAAUUCUUAGUGUUUAGUAAUUUAUUAAUUAGUUAAGUAUUUAUUUUGUUUGUUGUGAAUUGUUUAUUUAUUGCAGUUACCGUUGGGUGUGUUAAAGUUUUAUUUAUUUAAUUGUUCUUACUUUUUUCCUAUUUUUUCCCACCGUAGAAAUACACUAUGUUUUACUUGUAGUAAAACUUUAUUCAAUUUAUGUUUUUAUUAUUGUAUAUUUACUUCAAAUCUUGACUGUCAUUUAUAUAUAUAUCAUUUAUGUACAUUUAUGCGUUUCUCAUAUUGAUGACAUAUUUAUAUUAUUUUGUACUCUUGUAUUUAUAUAGGUAUUUAUGUAGGUAUAUACACAGUAUUCCAUAAUGUGUACUGUAUUACUUAUUUCAUAUUAUAAGCGGUAUAUAUAACUGUGAUAUUAUCCUUAGACUAUUUAUUUUACCAUGAUUAUAUGCAUUUAUUACUAUACCAAAAACUUUUUUCGUCAUUAUUGUUAUAUAAAUAUUUAUUUUUGUGA